CCUACCGGUGCUUUUAAACACUGGUCAUUAUGUUCAGGUGUUCCAUAGGAAGGUCUUCUGACUUUGUAAAAGCAAUUGGAAAUGGGACCCGACUGGGACUGCAAUGCAGUGCACGUAGUGUUAGCUAUGUCUUGGGCAUUGAGACCUCCUGCGACGACACGGGAAUAGCCAUUGUGGACACCUCCGGCAACGUGAAAGCAAAUGUUCUGGAGUCCCAACAAGAAUUUCACACACGCUAUGGCGGAAUUAUCCCACCUCGAGCGCAGGAUUUGCACCGCGCUCGCAUCCAAUCUGCUUACCAACGCUGCUUGGAGGAAGCCAAUUUACACCCGGAGGAACUGGCUGCCAUAGCGGUGACUACGCGUCCAGGACUGCCGCUCAGUUUGCUCGUGGGCCUUCGUUUCGCCCGGCAGUUGGCCCGCCGGCUGCAAAAGCCCUUGCUGCCCGUCCACCACAUGGAGGCGCAUGCUUUGCAGGCGCGUAUGGAGCACCCCGAUGCCAUACCGUUCCCCUUUCUGUGUCUUCUCGUAAGCGGUGGCCACUGCCAGCUGGCGAUGGUGCACGGUCCCGGCCGAUUGACGCUGCUUGGCCAGACGUUAGACGAUGCACCCGGUGAGGCCUUUGACAAGAUAGCCCGUCGUUUGCGUCUGUACAUCCUGCCCGAGUACCGGCUGUGGAACGGUGGCAGGGCUAUCGAACAUGCCGCCCGCCUGUCCAGAAAUCCCUUGGCCUACGAGUUCCCCCUGCCGCUGUCCCAGCAACGCAAUUGUAAUUUCAGUUUCGCCGGGAUAAAGAAUAACUCAUUUCGGGCUAUCCGGAAGCAGGAGCGCACGGAGCGAAUGCCUCCCGAUGGAAUCAUUAGUAACUACGGCGAUUUUUGUGCCGGACUGCUGCGGGCAGUCAGUCGUCAUCUGAUGCACAGAACGCAACGUGCCCUGGAGUAUUGCCUGCAGCCACAAGUUGGUUUUUUUGGUGAUAGCCAACCAACUUUGGUCGUAUCCGGAGGUGUGGCGAACAAUGAUACCAUCUUUGCGAAUAUUCAGCAUCUGGCGGGGCAGUACGGAUGUCGCAGUUUCCGCCCCUCGAAGCGUUAUUGCUCCGACAACGGCGUAAUGAUUGCUUGGCACGGAGUAGAGCAGUUGCUUCAGGAUGGGGACUCCAGCCUACGCUUCGACUACGACAAGGUUGAUAUCCAAGGCAGUGCUGGAUUUGCCGCAUCGUGUGAGGACAAAGUCGCAGAGGCUGCCAUCAAGUGCAAGUGGAUACAGCCAUUGGCAUAAAUGUACAAAAGCAACUCACAAAAAACCUAAAAACAGUUUUCUGAGAAAUCUGAGUAAAUUAAGAUUAUAGAUACAGCUUUAAGAUUGCAUUUAUUCAGUUUCAUUGAUGCACAGUGUAUCAUAAAAUAUUUUCAAAUUGUAGCUUUUUGUCCGUUAAAAAAGGUCUAAAGGUCUAUUUCAAAUAUUGAGCAAGGACUCAAACCAUAUCAAGGUUUUGCCACACUCUUAUCGAUAAUUUUCUGUAUCAUUACUGUGUAUAAAAUUACUGUUUUCAAUAUUUAAUUUUAAAAAUAGGUUUACAUUUAAUGGUUCUAAUUAUUAUUAGGCGUAUGAUUAUCUUCAAUCGUUUUUAUUACUCUUAAAAAUAUGUAAAUGUUCUAAUUAAUGCUAUGGGAAGUAGCUUGGCGCAAAGAUUAAUUAUUUCUACAAAUUAAAAUACAAGUUAAGUUCUUGUUAAAGGU
Molecule: messenger RNA, 1741 nt
Organism: Drosophila bipectinata
Lineage: Eukaryota; Metazoa; Arthropoda; Insecta; Diptera; Drosophilidae
Gene: Tcs4
Product: Threonyl-carbamoyl synthesis 4
Biological process (GO): tRNA threonylcarbamoyladenosine modification
Cellular component (GO): mitochondrion
Source: RefSeq, a predicted model, not a curated record